Molecule: messenger RNA, 1390 nt
Organism: Fusarium oxysporum Fo47
Lineage: Eukaryota; Fungi; Ascomycota; Sordariomycetes; Hypocreales; Nectriaceae
Product: iron permease FTR1/Fip1/EfeU
Exons: 4
Coding region: 255-1322 (355 amino acids)
Biological process (GO): iron ion transmembrane transport
Cellular component (GO): high-affinity iron permease complex; plasma membrane
Molecular function (GO): ferrous iron transmembrane transporter activity
Source: RefSeq, a predicted model, not a curated record
GGCAGCCUGUGAUGACUGGAUCAUUCACAAGCUGCUCCAGUCCCAAACGAACCAAGUGUAACAUCAAAGUCAAUAUCUCCAUUCCCACACCCUCUUCUCGACAGUCCCAUACUUCUCACUUUGCUGUAUCACCUUAUACUUGAGCUCGAGACAGCUCCUCUCUUAUCUUGAGCCCAACACAGCUCUCUCAAGUGACUCAACUGCACAACACAACACAACACAACACUAUCAACUGUCAACUGUCAACUGUCAACAUGGCCGUAGACGUCUUUGCGGUUCCUGUCUUCCUUGUUGUCUUUCGAGAGACGCUUGAGACAGUCAUCAUCGUUUCUGUCUUGCUUGCUUUCCUCAAGCAAACCCUUGACGGCCCCAAUGGUGACAUCAAGGUGUACAAACAGCUGAGACGCCAGGUCUGGCUUGGAACGGGUAUCGGGUUCUUCAUCUGCUUGGUUGUCGCCGCUGCUGUCAUUGGUGUCUUCUACACCGUUGGCAGGAACUCAUGGGAGAAGAACGAGUACUACUAUGAAGGCGCAUUCUGUCUCUUUGCAUCCCUAAUCAUCUCCGUCAUGGGCGCAGCUCUGCUCCGUAUCGGCAAGAUGCAAGCAAAGUGGCGAGUCAAGCUGGCAAAGGCUCUCGAAUCGCCAAUCAAAGCUGGUUCCAAGGGAUGGUUCAAGCAGUUUAUCGAGAAGUACGCUAUGUUCGUCUUGCCUUUUGUCACCGUCCUUCGAGAGGGUAUCGAGGCUGUCGUCUUCGUCGCUGGUGUGUCCUUUUCUGCUUCGGCCAAGUCCAUUCCUCUCCCAACUGUUGUCGGCCUCUUUGCCGGUUGCUGUGUUGGCUAUCUUCUUUACAAGGGUGGCGCGAGCACCAAACUUCAACUCUUCCUCGUUCUCUCGACCUGCCUCUUGUACCUCGUGGGUGCUGGUCUCUUUUCUCGCUCUGUCUGGAGUUUCGAGAUGGCCAAGUGGAAUGAGUACAUUGGUGGUGAAGCUGAUGAGUUUGGAAACGGACCUGGUUCCUAUGAUAUUGACCAGAGUGUCUGGCACGUCAACUGCUGUGCCUCCACCGAAGCUAUUCAGAACGGCUGGGGUAUCUUCAAUGCCAUUCUUGGCUGGACAAACUCCGCUACUUAUGGCUCUGUCAUCUCCUAUAACCUAUACUGGAUUUGCGUCAUGAUCGGUUUCAUCAUCAUGCGUUUUAAGGAGACACAUGGCAGGCUGCCUUUCGGAAAGGCGAAGGCUCCUGCCAACGCUGUUGAUGAUGCUGAGAGCCACGCAAGCUCAACUCCCAAGAACGCUGCAACAGAGAAGACUACUACCGCUUAGGAGAACAUAACAAGAGAGUCUAGGACUCAUCUGCUGAUGGUUCAUUGUAUAAUUCACUUAGCUUUCUA